CUGCUCUUGAUGCUUGCUGCCAUCGCCAAUAGUGCUUUCAACAUCCAUCUGAAAUAAAUUUCAGUUUGUAAAAUGCAUAACAAUAAUAAGAAAGUCAGUUGAAUUGUAGUAGUACUAAUUUCUUUGCUUCUAGCUGUGUUCAGUGAGUUGUAUAGUUGAAUAGGAAUCAAAAUUUAACAUACCGUGAUCCAUCAUUAAAUACACGUGAGUGAAUAUAUAGAUCAACAAGUUGAUUAUCAUAAAUGAAGUAGAUAAUGUACCUAUUACGCAUUUCCCCACCCCGCAACGGGAACGUGCACAUUGACCUACAAUUUUUCUUCGUUUACCAACUCAGCUACGCGAUAAGCUUCGCCAAUGAAGGUCAGAGAUGUCAAGACAAAGCUAAACACUCGCACGCGUUCUUUGGCGCUCUCCUACAUUUAAUUAUUUCAAAAAAACAUUUGUGUGUGACAAAUAAAACAAAUAUGGACAGAAUUUUGAGAGGUAUUAUGAGAUACCGUGUUUUGGACAGGGCCAGUAUGGUCAAACAAUUCCAACAAGUCAAAGAUAACCCAGUUCCUAAAGCUAUAUUUUACACCUGUAUGGAUAGCAGAAUGAUUCCAACAAGGUUCACAGAAACCAGUGUGGGAGACAUGUUCGUAAUUAGAAAUGCCGGCAACGUGAUACCUCACUCUGAAUACUUUCUCGAUGAGAUGACAAGCUGUGAACCUGCAGGUUUAGAACUUGCCUGUAUCAUAAACAAUAUUAGGCAUAUAAUUGUUUGUGGACAUAGUGAUUGUAAAGCUAUGAAUUUAUUAUACAAACUCAAGAGUAAAGAAGAGUCUAGUAAGGAACAGAGAAGAAUAUCUCCUUUAAAAUCUUGGCUUUGCAACCAUGGUGAAUCGAGUUUAAGGAAAUUUUUAGCAAUGAAUGGCGACUUCUCUAAGCCUAUGUUAUUUUCUGCUGAGACACCUCAUAGAAAAUUCGUGGCGUACAUAGACCCAGACAAUACUUUUUGUAUAGAAGACAAAUUAUCACAGGUGAACACUCUGCAACAACUACAAAAUGUAGCAUCAUAUGGAAUACUAAAAAAGCGUUUAGAAAAACAUGACUUGCACAUACAUGCUUUGUGGUUUGAUAUUUAUACUGGAGACAUUUAUUACUUCAGUAGACGUGCUAAACGUUUCAUUAUUAUUGAUGAAUCAACGUAUGAAGAAAUACUAGCUGAAAUUCGAAGAUAUUACUCAUAAACAACUGAAAAAUGCCGCAAAAAUUAGUGUAGUUAUAAGUCGUUAUAAAUAAAGGAAUUUUAAGAUUGUAACAUUCAAUGUUAAAAAUAGUAGACGGUAUUAACAAUGGUAUAGGUACUCGUAGAACGAACCAUUUAACAUUAUAGUUCAAGUGUUAAAUUUGUUAUUAUUUGUGUGUG
Molecule: messenger RNA, 1408 nt
Organism: Hyposmocoma kahamanoa
Lineage: Eukaryota; Metazoa; Arthropoda; Insecta; Lepidoptera; Cosmopterigidae
Gene: CAHbeta
Product: beta carbonic anhydrase 1
Exons: 5
Coding region: 255-1229 (324 amino acids)
Molecular function (GO): carbonate dehydratase activity; zinc ion binding
Source: RefSeq, a predicted model, not a curated record